AUGGGGUGCUCUUGUUAAAAGAAGGAAGCUCUGGGUUAAAAAACACAGCUUUUUCCAACGGGAGCUGACAUCUUGGAUUAAGUAAAAGAUGUCGAUAAAAAGCUAUUUGGUGUCAUAUUAGAAAUAUUAAGAAAGGACAGAUUUAAAGAUUGCAUUGCAUUUCUAUCAGAUAUAGGGAAUCAGAGCCAAUUAGAAUCUUAAAUCUUAUAACAAGUAGGAAAUUUCACCAAAGGUGAUACAUAAUAGAAAUUGUCUGUUAUAAGAAAAGAUAUGAAAUUAAUUACAGAUGUCUUAAAAAAAUUAAAAGACCAUGACUUUAAUUAAAAAGACUUUUCUUCUGAAUAAAAUGGUGAAUCUACAUUAAGUUUAAUCAAUAGCAUCAAGGAUAAUAUAAGGAUCAUCGAAUUUCUGUAAUUAUUAGUUCACCUCACAUCCAGAGAUGACACUUUAAUUAAAUGUGGAUCUAAUUCAUUACAUUUAUUAGUUUAGAUGAAGGUGGACCUUAGAAACAAAAAUUUUUUAAAUAUUAAGAUCUAAAAUACUUCUUUAGUAGGAGGUAAUUUUGUUAGGUGUAAUUUAAGUGGAUCCUAAUUUGAUAAUGUCAACAUAAGUGGAAUAAAUUUGAAUGGAGCAUUAUUAAUAAAUUGCAAAUGGAAUAACUUAAGAAUGCAUGAAUUAAACAAAUUAAAUGGUCAUAUUGGAUCUGUUUAAUCAGUCUGUUUCUCUCCUGAUGGAAAUACUUUAGCUUCUGGUAGUGGUGAUUUGUCUAUCCGUCUAUGGGAUUUCAAAACAGGAUAAUAAAAAUCCAAAUUAGAUGGUCAUAUUCAUGAUGUCAACUCAGUCUGUUUCUCUCCUGAUGGAAAUACAUUAGCUUCUGGUAGUAAUGACAACUCAAUCCGUCUAUGGGAUGUUAAGAAUAAGAAAAAAAUAGCCAAAUUAGAUGGUCAUACAAGUUAUGUCCACUAGGUGUGUUUCUCUCCUGAUGGAAAUACAUUAGCUUCUGGUAGUAGAGAUAACUCUAUCCGUCUUUGGGAUGUCCAAACAGGAUAAUAAAAAGCCAAAUUAGAUGGUCAUGAUCAUUGGGUAAUGUCAGUCUGUUUCUCUCCUGAUGGAAAUACCUUAGCUUCUGGUAGUUAUGAUAAAUCUAUCCGUCUUUGGGAUGUCAAAACAGGAUAAUAAAAAGCCAAUUUAGAUGAUCAUGAGCAUUAAGUUAUGUCAGUCUGUUUAUCUCCUGAUGGAAAUACAUUAGCGUCUGGUAGUAGAGAUAACUCUAUCCGUCUUUGGGAUGUCCAAACAGGAUAAUAAAAAGCCAAAUUAGAUGGUCAUACUCAUGAUGUCAACUCAGUCUGUUUCUCUCCUGAUGGAAAUACAUUAGCUUCUGUUAGUAAUGACAACUCAAUCCGUCUAUGGGAUGUCAAAACAGGAUAAUAAAAAGCCAAAUUAGAUGGUUUUAAUAAUAGGGUCUACUCAGUCUGUUUCUCUCCUGAUGGAAAUACAUUAGCUUCUGGUAGUGAUGAUAACUCUAUCCGUCUUUGGGAUGUCCAAACAGGAUAAUAAAAAGCCAAAUUAGAUGGUCAUACUCAUACUGUCAACUCAGUCUGUUUCUCUCCUGAUGGAAAUACAUUAGCUUCUGGCAGUGAUGAUAAGUCUCUCCGUCUAUGGGAUAUCAAAACAGGAUAAUAAACAGCCAAAUUAGAUGGUCAUUGUUUUUGGGUCUCAUCUGUUUGUUCCUCUCCUGAUGGAAAUACAUUAGCUUCUGGUAGUUAUGAUAACUCUAUCCGUCUUUGGGAUGUCCAAACAGGAUAAUAAAAAGCCAAAUUAAAUGGUCGUAGUGGAAGUGUCUACUCAGUCUGUUUCUCUCCUGAUGGAAAUACAUUAGCUUUUGGUAGUGAUGAUAACUCUAUCCGUCUUUGGGAUGUCCAAACAGGAUAAUAAAAAGCCAAAUUAGAUGGUCAUACUCAUACUGUCAACUCAGUCUGUUUCUCUCCUGAUGGAAAUACAUUAACUUCUGGCAGUCAUGAUAAGUCUAUCCGUCUCUGGGAUGUUAAGAAUAAGAAAAAAAUAGCCAAAUUAGAUGGUCAUACAAGUUAUGUCCACUCGGUAUGUUUCUCUCCUAAUGGAAAUACAUUAGCUUCUGGUAGUGCUGAUUUGUCUAUCCGUCUUUGGGAUGUCCAAACAGGAUAAUAAAAAGCCAAAUUAGAUGGUCAUACUCAUUAUGUCUACUCAGUCUGUUUCUCUCCUGAUGGAAAUACAUUAGCUUCUGGUAGUGAUGAUAAGUCUAUCCGUCUAUGGGAUGUCAAAACAGGAUAAUAAAAAGCCAAAUUAGAUGGUCAUACUAGUACUGUCUACUCAGUCUGUUUCUCUCCUGAUGGAAAUACAUUAGCUUCUGGUAGUGAUGAUAAGUCUAUCCGUCUAUGGGAUGUCAAAACAGGAUAAUAAAAAGCCAAAUUAGAUGGUCAUACUAGUACUGUCUACUCAGUCUGUUUCUCUCCUGAUGGAAAUACAUUAGCUUCUGGUAGUGAUGAUAAGUCUAUCCGUCUAUGGGAUGUCAAAACAGGAUAAUAAAAAGCCAAAUUAGAUGGUCAUACUAGUACUGUCUACUCAGUCUGUUUCUCUCCUGAUGGAAAUACAUUAGCUUCUGGUAGUGAUGAUAAGUCUAUCCGUCUAUGGGAUGUCAAAACAGGAUAAUAAAAAGCCAAAUUAGAUGGUCAUACUAGUACUGUCUACUCAGUCUGUUUCUCUCCUGAUGGAAAUACAUUAGCUUCUGGUAGUGAUGAUAAGUCUAUCCGUCUAUGGGAUGUCAAAACAGGAUAAUAAAAAGCCAAAUUAGAUGGUCAUACUCAUAAUGUCUACUCAGUCUGUUUCUCUCCUGAUGGAAAUACAUUAGCUUCUGGUAGUUAUGAUAAGUCUAUCCGUCUAUGGGAUGUCAAAACAGGAUAAUAAAAAGCCAAAUUAGAUGGUCAUACUCAUACUGUCAACUCAGUCUGUUUCUCUCCUGAUGGAAAUACAUUAACUUCUGGCAGUCAUGAUAAGUCUAUCCGUCUCUGGGAUGUUAAGAAUAAGAAAAAAAUAGCCAAAUUAGAUGGUCAUACAAGUUAUGUCCACUCGGUAUGUUUCUCUCCUAAUGGAAAUACAUUAGCUUCUGGUAGUGCUGAUUUGUCUAUCCGUCUUUGGGAUGUCCAAACAGGAUAAUAAAAAGCCAAAUUAGAUGGUCAUACUCAUUAUGUCUACUCAGUCGGUUUUUCUCCUGAUGGAAAUACAUUAGCGUCUGGUAGUGUUGAUUAGUCUAUCCGUCUUUGGGAUGUCCAAACAGGAUAAUAAAAAGCCAAGUUAGAUGGUCAUGCUCAUUAUGUCUACUCAGUCGGUUUUUCUCCUGAUGGAAAUACAUUAGCGUCUGGUAGUAGAGAUAACUCUAUCCGUCUUUGGGAUGUCCAAACAAGAUAAUAAAAAGCCAAAUUAGAUGGUCAUACAAGUUAUGUCCACUCGGUUUGUUUCUCACCUGAUAGAAAUACAUUAGCUUCUGUUAGUGAAGAUAAGUCUAUCCGUUUAUGGGAUGCCAAAACAGGAUAGGAAAUAACAUCCUCUGAUAAAAACUACAAAGAUAUUCAUUCAUAAUUGAAGAUUCCACCCCAAUAAAAUACACGUUUAUUUGAAGGUAAUAUUUAUAAUUUUGAUAUUUUGAGUUUCUAAUUGUAUUACAACUCUCCUUAUAUCCCAAAAGGCAAUAUUUCAAGCUACAGGAGCUUUAAUUCUAAAAGGAAAGUUUAUAAAUUAGUCAGGUAUAGAUUUAAAGACAUUGUUUAAAUAAAAAGGAAGUUGCUUUUUAGAAUACUUAAUGUAAAAAUGA
Molecule: messenger RNA, 3847 nt
Organism: Paramecium pentaurelia
Lineage: Eukaryota; Ciliophora; Oligohymenophorea; Peniculida; Parameciidae
Source: the annotation of a GenBank genome assembly